Nothoprocta perdicaria is the source of this 270-nucleotide messenger RNA. RefSeq names its product mas-related G-protein coupled receptor member H-like. Gene Ontology annotation, cellular component: membrane. Gene Ontology annotation, biological process: G protein-coupled receptor signaling pathway. The record is from RefSeq and is a predicted model, not a curated record. NCBI's taxonomy places the organism in Eukaryota, Metazoa, Chordata, Aves, Tinamiformes, Tinamidae. Gene Ontology annotation, molecular function: G protein-coupled receptor activity. The transcript has 2 exons. The coding region runs from base 1 to 270 and encodes 89 amino acids.
AUGGUUCUACUCACACACAGCACCAGCCUGUACCUCCUCACAGCUAUCAGUCUGGAGAGGUGUCUGUGUGUACUCUGGCCCUUUUCGUACCAAUGUCACCACCUCGGACUUUUAUCCUUUGUCUUGGAGAGCUGCUUGUUGCUGGCAUCCAUCAACAGCAGCGUCAAUCCAGUUAUUCACGUACUAGUUGGGUGCUAUGGAAAGUCCAGGUUCAGGGGAUCCGUCAAAGUCGCUCUUGAAAGGGUCUUUGAAGAAAAGAUAGAUCCCUAA